GUUGACCACAUGGGGUCGCCAUCGUGCAGAUUGUGUUUUUCUUCUCAGCCGACUGCUAGCGGUGACAUCAGUCCUAGCAGUGCAGGCUGUAAACUCAUAGACUCGGCUGCGCUGCACAGAGAUGGCGUCCCUUCUACAGCCAGAUAGAGUUGUCUAUCUGGUUCGUGGAGAGAAAAGGAUCAGAGCCCCUUUAUCCCAACUAUAUUUUUGUCGUUACUGUAGCGAGCUACGGUCUCUGGAAUGUGUGUCUCACGAGGUGGACUCCCACUAUUGUCCAAGCUGUCUGGAGAACAUGCCAUCUGCAGAGGCCAAACUUAAGAAGAAUAGGUGUGCAAAUUGUUUUGAUUGCCCAUGUUGCAUGCACACACUGUCUACUCGGGCCACCAACAUCCCAGCUCCUCUGCCUGAUGAUCCCACCAAGACGGCCAUGAAGAAGGCCUACUACCUGGCCUGUGGCUUCUGUCGCUGGACCUCCAGGGACGUGGGGAUGGCUGACAAAUCAGUUGCCAGUGGUGGAUGGCAGGAGCCAGAAAACCCUUAUACUCAGCGGAUCAACAAGCUGAUCGAGUAUUACCAGCAGCUGGCUCACAGAGAGAAGCAGGAUAGAGAUCGGAAGAAGCUGGCCCGGAGACGACAGUGCAUGCCUCUGGCCUUCUCGCAACACACUAUUCAUGUGGUGGAAAAAUAUGGCCUUGGAACUAGACUUCAGAGGCAGAGGUCUGGAGCCCCCAUAUCAAGCCUGUCCGGCCUUACCCUUAAAGAGGGUGAAGACCAGAAGGAGAUCACCAUCGAACCUGCACAGGCCCUGGAUGAAGUGGAGCCCCUGCCUGAAGACUGUUAUACCAGGCCCAUCAGCUUACCAGAGGUCACCACGCUGCGCCAGCGUCUUCUGCAGCCGGACUUCCAGCCUGCAGGAGCGUCUCAGCUCCACCCAAGACACAAGCACCUGCUGAUGAAGCGCUCACUGCGCUGCAGGAAAUGUGAGCACAACUUGAGCAAGCCAGAGUUUAAUCCUACUUCAAUCAAGUUUAAAAUCCAGCUGGUGGCUGUGAGUUACAUCCCUGAAGUGAGAAUUAUGUCCAUUCCAAACCUCCGGACCAUGAAGGAGAGCCAAGUGCUGCUGACCUUGACCAACCCUGUGGAGAACAUCACGCACGUCACACUGGCUGCUUGUGAGGACGAGGAUCCUGACGAUAUCAACAGCACUGCUAAGGUUAUGGUACCCGGCAAAGAACUGGUGUUGGCGGGAAAGGAUGCUGCCGCUGAAUACGAUGAGCUGGCUGAACCUCAAGACUUCCAGGAUGACCCAGAUGUCGUUGCCUUCAGGAAAUCCAACAAGAUUGGUUUCUUCAUCAAAGUGAUCCCCCAGAAAGAGGAGGACGGGGACGUCACCGUUUCAUUUAAGAUCCGACACGACUUCCGCAACCUCGCGGCACCCGUCAGGCCGAGCGAAGAGGGGGCUGAAAUCCCUGCUGAGGCAAUUUGGCUCACUCACCACGUGGAGCUGAGCUUGGGACCGCUCGCUCCCUGAACACAAAUACUUCUACUAUCACACAGUCUUAGUGUUGGGUUCUUUGAACUACUUUCUGUAAACUGUGGGAUGCUUUUAGUUUUUAAAUGAUUUCUGAUUCUGCUUAUUGUCAUGUAAGAGCUAUUUGUGAUCUGUUUGGCAUACAGUUGUUUCGGAUCUUUAGCUCAAGGUGCGUCACCAAAUACAUUGUGGGACAUUGAGAUAGCUGAGUUUAUAAAACUACCUGAAACCAUGACUGACUGCAGACUGAUAAUUGCUUAAGAUCUUACUUGAUUGACUGAUUUAUUUUUCUUGUUUCCAAAAAAGCAAGUGAUAUACUGUAUUUUUACAUCAUCAUUCUCCACAGCUUAAACACUAUCAUUUUCAUAAAUAGCCCCUUUACUUUGAGUCAUCUACAGGAUGCAGAACCUUAUAUAUAUAUAUAUAUAUAUAUAAACUUAAAAUUACAAAUAAAAAAUGUGUAUGCAUACAGUGCAACUAUGUAUGUUUUGUGUUCAUUGUAAUGGCUCUGGAUGUUUCCUUUAGUGGUAUGGUUGAUCUUUUUAUUGUAUGUGGAAAACAGUGAUUAUAUUAUUAUAACACCAUUGACAUUACAGAAACAGAAAUUGUGCGAUGAGCAGAAUCAGAAAUCCUAAAUGAGAAAAAUCUGAACAUUUCCCGCCUGAGCAGUAAUCUCUUCUGCGCUUUCAGCUUAUGUAUCCCCGUCAACAUCCUUUAACGCAGACUGUAAUAUUGUAUUAACUCGCAUGCUUCAACGUUAGUGAAUAUCGCACAUGUAAGACAAUAUCAUCAGUUACUGUUUUCUUCUUUGAAAGGCUUUUUUUGAAGGUGACACCUGCUCAUACAGUAACCCUUACUGGCACUUUGGAGAAGAGGAAGCUCUGUAAAUGACAUUAAGUGUUUAUUAUUUAAAUGUACUCAGACACUAUCUUUUUUUUUUUUCUGAUUAAAAAAAAAAAGUAUCCUCCUGGUUUGUAGAAGUCACUGACCUCUAUCGGUGUAUAAGUAAACAAGCUGCUGUCAUAUUUGGUCUCCAGUGUGUUAGUAGAACAGAGCCUUACAACACAGUUAAUCUUCUGUACUGGCUAAUAAAAUAAAGUGAUACUGAAACACA
Eleginops maclovinus (Patagonian blennie) is the source of this 2645-nucleotide messenger RNA. RefSeq names its product dynactin 4 (gene dctn4). The record is from RefSeq and is a predicted model, not a curated record. The transcript is spliced from 14 exons. NCBI's taxonomy places the organism in Eukaryota, Metazoa, Chordata, Actinopteri, Perciformes, Eleginopidae. Gene Ontology annotation, cellular component: dynactin complex. Bases 122 to 1531 code for a protein of 469 amino acids.